CGUUAUUACAGAAAUAUAUUAGUAAGAGCAGGUAUAAGGAACAGAGUGGGAAUGCCACACCAUAGGACAGUCCAUGGUGUUCAGUUAACUGAUGAGCUUUGGUUGUCCAUCGCCUGGAAUGGGAUCGGUAAAUUGAUCAAUAUUCAGCGCCCGGCUGCUGGAUGUUUUAGCUAGGGCCUAGUAACAUUUCACUGGCUCUAAAAUACUCACCCACCAGAAUCGAUGGCCGUUUGAAUCAAUACCAAACACGAUGAAAGUAGUUGCGUACUUGAGGUCACCAAAUGAUCAUUAAGGAUCGUCUGGAUAUUGCUGGUCAGUAAGACAAAUUAAAAGGAGGUGGCAGUAACUAAUCGAGAAAUAGCGGUCAAUAAUAAAUUACUAAAACAUUGGUUCAGUGUAAAACGAUUAACAAUAAAAAUAAUGAAGAACAAAAUAACGUUUUAAAGUUCUAUCAAGUCGUAUCGAAACUGUUAUCUUUGACAAGUGAUUGAGUCCCUUAAACAAGCGACAUUCAGUUUGCCGCAAGAGUAAUGUCAUAAUAAUUAUUAACAGUUCUAUUUUAAAGUUAAAUAAUCAUUCAAGUUAACUAAUUACUGGGUCUUGUACGGUUGUAAGACUUUUGUUUUUCUGCUUAAGUUUUUUUCGAGUAAAGAUGAUAACUUAAUCUGAACAACGACGUCAUUUCUAUCUUUCGCGUUUGCUAAUGAUGAUUUUCGGUAAUAUUGUAUUAUAGAACAUAUUCAUUACUCUUACUUAAUUUGUACUUAAAAGGUUUGUAAUUAUCGAGUGUUACAUUCCAAUUAUCGUGGUUUAUGCAAUAUAACGACCAAAAAUUUAAACUUGAUAAUCGGAACUAAAUUUCAAAGCUGGUGAUUGACCCGCAAAAGCGAAAUUCGAUAAUUACUUAUGUUUCAAAUGAAUAUUAAUUAUGCUUACUUUUUAAAAAUAUUUUCUAGAUACUUAAUAAUUGAGUUCAUGAGUCACUUAAAGCUAGACCACCAUAGAAAAUCUGGAAGCACUGGACGGCCGUUUCCUUAAAGAACAGAACUCCUAAGUGAUGCACAUCCACUAUCCCGCACGCGGGAUUCGAACCCAGGACCUCCGGAAUCGCGUAAGAUCACUUAAUCUCGAGACUACUGAGCUGGAAUCCAACGGUACUAAUGUCUAACUUCAACCAAGCCACAAUAUGCUGCAAUUUACCAUAUGAAACGCAUUAUUUCCACUGGUGAGGCAUCUUGUCUUCUGACACUUAUUUGCUAUAGGUUAUCCGUAUAGAUAAUCUGGAUUUGUGAAAAAUUACCUAUAGGCCACAACAUUCACAUUAAUCCAAACGGUCGAUCGAUAGCGGUCAAUUAGAAUCACACCACCUUUCUACAUUGCAAUUAUGUUUAACUACUCUUGAAUUCAUUUCAUUUUACGAUUCCGUAGAUAUAUUAGCUAUGAAUUCUUAGAAGACGAAAGAACAUUUCUCUGGAAUUUCAAGAAAUAAAUGAAACAGAUUAAUUAUUAUAAGGCUAUAUUUAACAAAAAAUAAUUGAAAGUACUUUACCGCGGAUUUACAAGUAGAUUAUAUAAAGUAAAUGACUGAGAUUAUAUUCGUAAAGAUAAAAGGUACAAUCAGUAUAUCAUCUUGUAAUCACAAAAAUUAGUGAAAUUUCACACUACAAUCUGUAUUGACCGGCAUAGAAACCAUUCAUUUAGAGAUGUUAAUACUCAAUAACGAAGAAUCAAAUAUAUUUAUUAUUCAGAAAGCUACCAUUAUAAACAGCAUUUAUGAAUGUAGAAAUUUAUAUUUAUUAAACAGUUUCAUGCUCUGAGUACAAGUAGAAAAGAUCAAGAUCAUAUAGGUGUGCGAUUCCAUCCUCAAUGUAGCAUAUGGUUGACAAUCAAAUGAAGUCACUUUUCAGAAGAUGAAUCCUUAUAAAUAAACCGUAAUAACUGUAUGAGGGGGAGAAAAAAGGCUGUUGUAUUAAAGACUGAGAAACUACAAGAGAGAUUAUUGAUGAUCAAAACUUCAGUAAAAUAUAACAAUUAACAAUUCCCAUAGAGAACGGAAAUGUUCAUGUAUUCUGUAAACCAGUCUGAAUUUACUGCCAUAAUUAACCAUCGGUAAAUACAAUUACAUGUAGUCAAAGGUUUUCAGGAUUUGACGAGAUACUGUAUUCGGGAAUAAUGCAUGUACCAUGAACAUAUCCACAAAUUUCUACUUCACCAUUAUUAAGCAAUAUCGUUCGUCGUACUAGAUGUCUAUUCAUUAUCAAAGAAAAAUGAUAUUCGAUCACUGAAUAACAGUUUUAUUUGAAACUAUCUUACACUAUUAUGAAUACUUUAGAAAUCUACCCACUAAAGACGUAAACCACUGGUAACAGUGAUUUGUAAUUUGGAAAUUCGCAUCACUCUGAAAUACUAUGUCAACAUCUAUUUUGAUUUCCAAGUGAAUUAAAAGACUAAUUUAAUUUAGAAAAGCAUGAAUAACUUUAUUUGUUGUUUAAUUUUUUGAUUACAUUGUGUUGACAAGCUGUCGAAACUGUACUCCUACUCGUUGAUCCUUUGAUCCACAUCCAUAUAAGUGUGUUUGGUUAUUUAGAUCCUGAACAUUUGUCGCCACAUUUACAAUUGCCAGAGGUGCAGUCACAGGUCGAUCCGCAACCACAUUUUCCUUCACAGCAGUCUUCAAUGAAUAAAAUAUUCAACCGAUCAUUUAGUGCAAGAAUUUCGAUAAAAGGAAUUACAAAACUUCAUGAAACAUCAAUGUUAUAGCUAUUUCGAAAUAGUCUUAUCCCUCAGUCAGCAUGGAACAUAGUCGAACGCUCCAGUAAAUAAGCUGAAGCAUCGCUUUCUCUACUCAAUAUUGAACCUCAAAUAAAUAACUAAUGUUAAACGCUCUAAUUACACAUAUAUAGUGUGUGGAGUUGGUUGUAAUCAUAAUAAUAUUGGUAGUAACAACGAUAGGCUUUUUAUAGAUUGAUAUGGAAAUUGCUGAUCAAUAGGUGAGUGAACACAAUGAGAAUAUUGAUAUUCAGUGCUUCAUUCUCAUCUGGCAACUAUCCACAUUUCCUCCGAUCCACUACUAGUGCUCUAGAUGGUAUGAGAUUUUCAUGAAAAUCAUCAUAAGUGGUAGGAACUAAUUAAGAGCAUUUCCAUAUGCGAAGCUCCAUCAUCUACUAUAUACUGCAUUUGGAAUACAGAGAAGAGUACAAAUCAUCUACAAUUGCUAACAUUGUCAUUGCUAACAAGUUCAAAUCCUGAAGGAAAUCUAGGAUUAGCAGUCCCAUUCUCAUAGUCAUCAUCAUUAAACAUAUUACAAUAUACAAUAUUGUGUUUACUUACCAGACAUUGUAUUAGCUCAAAUGUAUAAAUUGUACAACAUUUAUGACACGUUUAUUUUCAUUUAUAUACAAUUCAUUCAGUUUCACAUAAAACCAGUGCAUUUUCACAUUUUUGGAAUUUAUGUUUUAGUCAAUCAAUAUUUGUUUGGUAAAUAAUGCACUUUGGUAUAGUUAUGACUCCAUGGCGAACAGAGAAAAAUUGAUUAACUCUAUUAUUCUCUCACCAGUGUGUACCCACAAUAUGAUCAGUCAGACAUUUCACAUACAAUCGAAAGUUUGUUUUUUUUUCGUCGAUUAUUCACAAACUAUACGAGUAUACCAUGUUCACCUAACAAAUAUUGAUUGACUAAAACAUAAAUUCCAAAAAUGUGAAAAUGCACUGGUUUUAUGUGAAACUGAAUGAAUUGUAUAUAAAUGAAAAUAAACGUCUAAUACAAUGUCUGACUGCUGUGAAGGAAAAUGUGGUUGCGGAUCGACCUGUGACUGCACCUCUGGCAAUUGUAAAUGUGGCGACAAAUGUUCAGGAUCUAAAUAACCAAACACACUUAUAUGGAUGUGGAUCAAAGGAUCAACGAGUAGGAGUACAGUUUCGACAGCUUGUCAACACAAUUUAUUACGGUUUAUUUAUAAGGAUUCAUCUUCUGAAAAGUGACUUCAUUUGAUUGUCAACCAUAUGCUACAUUGAGGAUGGAAUCGCACACCUAUAUGAUCUUGAUCUUUUCUACUUGUACUCAGAGCAUGAAACUGUUUAAUAAAUAUAAAUUUCUACAUUCAUAAAUGCUGUUUAUAAUGGUAGCUUUCUGAAUAAUAAAUAUAUUUGAUUCUUCGUUAUUGAGUAUUAACAUCUCUAAAUGAAUGGUUUCUAUGCCGGUCAAUACAGAUUGUAGUGUGAAAUUUCACUAAUUUUUGUGAUUACAAGAUGAUAUACUGAUCAUACCUUUCGUGGUAGCCAAUAUAUUAGUCUCACAGUUUAUUGGAAUCUGAUUUAGAUAACAGUUGUUUGUCAAUUUUCAAUUGACCAUAUACUCGUCUAAUACCUUUUUAUUCGUCAUAUAAAUAACCGUUGACAACUAAUUAAAUCUGGUUCUUUUACCUGAUCAUGAUUGUUGUUUCGAUGAAAAAUGUGGUGUUUUCUUUUGUUCAAAUCGUUCAACAACUGCAUGUAUGUAUCUUUCAUCAGUGAAUGCUUAGAUGCAUCUUAUUUCUACUUUGAUGUAAUACAUAUUACCAGCUGAAUAGUUAUUAUUAUUUAUUGAAUAACUACUAAAAGUUUAUUUUUUUUCAAAAUACAAAUCUUGAAUGAAUCAACAUUUUAUUUCAUUAUAAUAAAUACACAACAUCUUCAAUUGAAUUUAUGCAGAAAAUCCACUAAUAUAUUUCGUUAUUUUUCAUAAAAAAGAAAGAAGUAAUGAACAAUUUCUGAUUUGAUUUUCAUUUAUUUAUUUCUGUUUGUGCUUAUCGACCAUAUGGUCGAGUGAAUCGUCUACGAUGGACGUAAAACACCUUGUUCUUAUCUAAAUUUUCUAGAUCAUUUGGAUACCAUUUUUGUUUAGUUCCUUGAAUAUUCAAUCAUUGGACGCAGAAACAAUGAAUAUUCAUUGAACAUGUAAAUGAAAAGAAAAGAGGUGAAA
This is a messenger RNA of Schistosoma curassoni, 4960 nucleotides long. The record is from the annotation of a GenBank genome assembly. NCBI's taxonomy places the organism in Eukaryota, Metazoa, Platyhelminthes, Trematoda, Strigeidida, Schistosomatidae.